AUGGGUCAACCUGCUGACUUGCUUCGUUCGGACGGUAUCUCUGAGGAAGCACUACGGCCAUUUUCUCCAGAUCCAAUGAUCGCCGAUAUGUUCGCUGAGUCCUCUCUAGCAGACUUCCUGAGCGAUAUCAUGCUACCAUUAGCACCAAUCCCCAGUCAAGAUCAGGGAGCUGGCGAUACGGCAAAUCAAACACGUCUGCAGCGAGACUAUUUGGAUUUUGGUACAUCCUGGGCUGAUAUGACUGACUUCGAAGCGAUGCUGGAGGGGAACUAUACAGGACCUCUUCAGAGUAUCAACAACGUCUCAUUCAAUCUACCAGCUCCACCAUCCGGGACGAAGACUCCCGUAUUAGGCGAAAGCUUCGGGGCGAGGAAUGCUGCAUUUUUGCGAUCUAUAUGGCGAUGGGUACCUACGAAAAAGGAUCGUGGUGGCGCAGAUCAACUCGACUUGUCUCUGCCAUCUAUCAAUUUCGAUAGUCCAGAGACGAGAAAUCUUGCAGAAACGUUGCUUCCGGGCCAGCACAUUGAACAGUCCCUCCGCGACAGACUUUUAGCUCUCAUCCUUGGCACUUGUGAUCAAGCGGUACACCAGCUUGUAGUUACGGCUUUCCCGAGCGCAGACUUGCUGGAUCGACUCAUGCAUUUUAGCCUGGGUGUCCAGUUCAUGGCAAUUGAUUCCUGGAUACACGUGCCGUCACUUAUUAUUGACGCGAACCUGGAGCUCCUCAUGAUUAUCAUUGCCGCUGGUGCUGUUCUUAGCUCCGUGAUGCCAAUUAGACGUUUGGGAUAUGCACUUCAGGAGUCUUCGAGAACGGCGUUUGCAACAAAGCUCGAAAGCAACAACCAAUAUACCCGCGAUCUUUCAAUGAUACAAGGACUUGUUCUUGGCAUACACAUUGGGUUUUGGAGUGGUGACAAGAGGAAAAUGGAAAUCGCGGAGAGCUUUGCCCUACCCCCGAUCACGAUGCUGCGACGCGCUGGUCGCUUUUCUCGAAUGAAGGCGAAUUUUACACCACCAACAUUUGACGAUACAGAUGAAGCGCUAGAAUUCAAAUGGCGGGAAUGGGUCCAGCGAGAGUCGUACAAACGCCUUGCUGCUCACCUCUUGAUCCGAGACGCACAGACUUCCAUGGCUCAGCAAGUGCCGCCGCUUCUCUGUGCCUCUGAGAUGACGCUCGAAUUGCCUACAUCUCGAAAACUAUGGACAGCAAGAAACGCAAGUCAAUGGAGAUAUGAAUAUGUUCAACUUGAGGACUCCUUACAGGAUAAAAGUAUUUCCAUUGCACAAGGUGUCUCCCAAGUCAGUGAGGUACGAAACAACCGCGGCUUGGACAUCACCCUGUCGGCCAUGGUUAUCGUGCACAGUGUUUGGGGAGCAGUUUGGAACCACUUGCAAUUGAAUUCGCUCAUUCGAGGCCCAAGCUCGAGCGAAGGUCUUUUGGCACCCAACCCGUGGGACAACAGUAUAUCUCAACUUCUAGAACAACUACGCUUCAUCUUCUCAGAUUGGGGCGCUCAAUUCCGACCACAGAUGGCACUGGUGUUGGAGCGUGUAGUGUUGAGCCUACAUGUCUCAUUUGAACAAGUCCAGCUAUUUGCCGGUAAAGAAGGUGAAGAGGAGGCACGUCGAGUACUACCAGGCUUGCGACAGUGGGUCUUCACGAAAGAUGCUCGCAAAGCAGUCUGGUAUGCUGGUCAAGUUCUAGGAGCUGCUGGCAGAUGCUCAUCCAAGGCGAUGCAGGAUUUCAAUGCUGUAUGUGUAUAUCACGCGGGCAUGACCUUUUGGACAUAUGCCGUGCUUUUGGACUCAUCCUCCAAUCGCCAAAGGCCUCACACCGACCUCCAACCGGCUUUGGGAUCGAAUUCAGCAUUCGAAGACAGUGAAAUAGUGUGGUUAGAUGGCCCCGAUGGACCCGGUGUACAGAGGUUUAUUGCCUUGAACCGUGGAAAACCUGUCAUUGAACGAUUCAGCCAUCAAAACUACGCCGAAUCGAGCGAAGCAGUCCCUCUUUCUAAUGCAAAAGCGGUUAUGGACGUGUGCAUUGAAUUGCUGCAACGUAGUACGGGUGUCGGAGGAGAUGGAACUUCCAUGCCCCUGGUUGACAACUUGAGCCAGCUCAUGCGCGAUCUGGGUAAGGCAGCGCAUGAGCUGAUGCAGGGAAAUGGCCGGCGUCCCAAAAGGCCAGCAUCUAAGUAG
This is a messenger RNA of Exophiala aquamarina CBS 119918, 2196 nucleotides long. RefSeq lists its product as uncharacterized. Gene Ontology annotation, molecular function: zinc ion binding; DNA binding. NCBI's taxonomy places the organism in Eukaryota, Fungi, Ascomycota, Eurotiomycetes, Chaetothyriales, Herpotrichiellaceae. Gene Ontology annotation, biological process: DNA-templated transcription. The coding region runs from base 1 to 2196 and encodes 731 amino acids. The transcript is spliced from 3 exons. The record is from RefSeq and is a predicted model, not a curated record.